Phycomyces blakesleeanus NRRL 1555(-) is the source of this 1718-nucleotide messenger RNA. RefSeq lists its product as hypothetical. Gene Ontology annotation, molecular function: aminopeptidase activity; zinc ion binding. Gene Ontology annotation, cellular component: fungal-type vacuole. Gene Ontology annotation, biological process: proteolysis. NCBI's taxonomy places the organism in Eukaryota, Fungi, Mucoromycota, Mucoromycetes, Mucorales, Phycomycetaceae. The coding region runs from base 65 to 1474 and encodes 469 amino acids. The record is from RefSeq and is a predicted model, not a curated record. The transcript has 14 exons.
CUUCUUUUUUACCGCGUCAAACCAAAACCUUUCUUUCAAUAACUUCUUUUUUGUAUUUUUCACCAUGUUGCUCAAGUCUGAUAUUCCCCAAGAUGCUCUUGACUUUAUCGAGUUUGUUAACAAGUCACCUUCUCCAUUCCAUGCUACUCAUGAGGCUUCUGUUCUUUUGAAGGCUGCUGGAUUCAAAGAAAUCAAAGAACGUGACAGCUGGAACAACGGUGUCUUGGAACAGAACGGAAAGUACUAUUUCACCCGCAAUGGAUCCUCGAUUGUUGCUUUCAUUGUUGGUGGAAAGUACCAGCCUGGAAACGGAUUCUCAAUGGUUGGUGCUCACACAGACUCACCUUGCCUCAAGAUCAAGCCGGUCUCCAAAAAAGAAAAGAGUGGCUACUUGGAAGUUGGUGUUCAGUUAUAUGGUGGCGGUAUCUGGCACACUUGGUUUGAUAGAGAUCUGAGCAUUGCUGGUCGUGUCUUGGUCUCACAUGAAGACGGUACUUUUAAGCAUACCCUCGUCAAGAUUGACAGACCUCUCUUGCGCAUUCCAACACUUGCCAUUCAUUUGGAUCGUAGUACUAAUGAUGGUUUCCAGUUCAACAAGGAGACUCAAUUGGCACCUGUCUUGGCCACUGCCACUAAAGCUGCAUUGAGCGGCUCAGAUGCGACAGACGGUGUUGAAGCAGAUGCCACCCAUCACCCUCUGUUGAUUCGAAUCUUGGCAGAAGAGAUGAAUGUUGGCCCUGAUCAGAUUCGUGAUUUUGAACUUGCUCUUUACGAUACUCAGGCUUCUACAAUCGGCGGUGCUUGCAAUGAAUUCAUUUUCUCUCCUCGCCUAGACAACCUUGAAAUGUCUUUUUGCUCAAUCCAAGCUCUCAUCCGCUCCAAGGAUGUUGAAAAUGAUACUAAUAUUCGCCUUGUGGCUCUGUUUGAUAAUGAGGAGAUCGGUAGUCAGACUGCUCAUGGUGCAGAUUCAAACCUUUUACCAGUCACUCUCCAACGAUUGGCAAACACUCAGCUUAUGAAUGUUUCUGCCUCUUCGACUGCCUUUGAGGAAGCUAUGCACAAGAGUCUUUUGAUCAGUGCAGACAUGGCACAUGCUGUUCAUCCCAACUAUUCGGACAAGCACGAAGAGAACCACCGCCCUCAGAUGCACAAAGGAACUGUUAUUAAGGUCAACGCUAACCAGCGUUAUGCUACCACAGCUAUGACUAGCUUGGUAUUGAAGGAACUGGCCAAGAAACAUUCUAUUCCUAUUCAAGAAUUUGUUGUACGUAACGACUCAUCCUGUGGAUCUACAAUUGGUCCCAUGUUAAGUGCAAAGUUGGGUCUUCGUACUGUUGAUAUUGGUAAUCCUCAAUUGAGUAUGCAUUCAAUUCGUGAAGUUGGCGGUACAGAUGAUGUGAAGCACGGCAUUAAUUUGUUGCAGGUCUUCUUUGAAGAGUUUGCUGAGCUAGAAGCUCGUAUUCAGGUUGAUUAAAUAUUGUGGCUGGGUGAAAUAAAGUCAAUCACAGUAUAGCUAUUUGCUUUGUUUAUAAAGAGAAUUAUUGAUACUAUUUAGUAUCGAUAUUCAUAUCCUUUAUCAUUUUUCUUUUACUCAAUUCCGUACUAAAAAUAUAAUAUUUUAUGGUAUAUUUGACUUUUGAAUAUAUUCUGCUGUUUCUUUUAUAUAUCCUAUUCCAAUAAAUACAAGCACCAAAGAAUAUAUAUAUAUAUAUAUAUAU